Bolinopsis microptera is the source of this 2754-nucleotide messenger RNA. RefSeq lists its product as uncharacterized. Gene Ontology annotation, molecular function: calcium ion binding. Lineage: Eukaryota; Metazoa; Ctenophora; Tentaculata; Lobata; Bolinopsidae. The transcript has 2 exons. The coding region runs from base 62 to 1906 and encodes 614 amino acids. The record is from RefSeq and is a predicted model, not a curated record.
UAUAACACAAUAUUCUUAUUCUUAGUAUUUCCCGAAGAUUCACAUCUAAUCUCUGUUGAUAAUGGCUGGUUCCCUAAAACCCUUUCUCCUACUUGUAUCUUUUACGAUGACGGCCGCAAUCGAAUGCCCCUUUGAACCCCUGGAUGACAACUUUGGAGAUGUUAGCGAGCCUGCAUACACUGUGGAGGAACUAGAAGAAAACAUGGAAAAGGUGUUUGAACAAAAGAGCACUUCUUGCACACCCACCGAGAGAGUUUACAGGUCCUACUCCUCUGGAGCUGUCCUCUCUAGUGACCUAACCAAAGCAGCAGGAAAACAUUGCGCCUUUCCGAGCGAAUGUAAGCUCUCUAAAUCUGGGAGCAGUCUUCAAGCAGCAACCUGCACCGAACUGCUGAGGAUCAGAGACGAGAUAACCAGCGGUGGAUACACGGCCACGUGCCGGCAUGAUCAAACCAACUGGAAUGUUGGCCCUCCAGAAAAGAAAGGAUGUGGUGCUGAUGGAGUAUGUACUGAUCCUAAUUACAGCAUCUUUCUUCAGAGGAGACUUUCUCCAGCAGGUCUACGCCGAUCAAGUGUACAAGGACAAUCUCUUCUAAAAGCUGGAAUACAAAUAGACAGCCUGGUAUCCUCUUCUUACGAGCGUUCUAAGAAUUCUGCUAAACAAGUAGGAUACUGGUUUGGGAUCACUGAGGUUAAAGAGGAGCCUCUUCCUUUGGACAACGGUGUACACGGGGCUCAAGAUUACGAGAGGAAGGCUGGAUAUGAACCAAAGACUGAUUCUGAUCGGGGUUCAGAUAUCAAGAAAAUCAUGCGAGUUCGUUUGAGGAAUUGGCUACAAGAGGAUUGGGAACAGCAGACUGAAGGAGGGGUAAGGUUUACUUAUAGCCAUGGAGGUACAAUGGAAAACGCUUUCGGACACUCAUUUGAUGAAGGUGACUGUGCUUGGUCGAAGCCAACAGACAACACUUACGAUCUGAACGAGCCUUUGACUGUGGUUCUAAGCCAAAAGGAAUUUCCAAACGAGAUGAAAGUUGGAACAAAGAAGAUUGACUUGUUUGCGGUGCUGAGCCCAGAGCAGACACAGAAGAUGGCCCAGUGCACCGAGCUGAGAAAGGACUAUGAGGAUAGUAUUUCAUCAUCAGAUACUACGAUUCUAGCAGCUGACAAAGACAAGGAUCUUGAAAUAACAGAAGAUGAAUUUACCAAAUUCUGUGAAAAUUCAGUGGAUACUUCAAGAACAUGCUCUGAUCUAUGGAAGUCUAUCCUUUCGUUGCAAGCAAAGCCGUACUGGCAGAAAAACACAGUUUCCACUAGCUUUUUCAUCGGAGAGCAUGCUUACUUUAACGGGGGGUGGUCUGAAAAGGAGCACAGUUAUGGUGCCUGGCAAUUUCCUUAUCGUGGGACAACACUGGACACAAUCAGACCCACAGUUUCAGAAAUGAAACAAAUCCUAGCCCCUUUGGACGAGCUGAUAAGAGCUGAUCUUAAUGAUAAGGAAACGAAAGCAGUUGUAGACUGUAUCCCACAAGAAAGCACAAUCCAACAGUUCAGCAGCUGUGCUUCCUCUCUGCUGUCCUACAAGCCCAUACCAACCCGCAAUCGACCUGAAGAUGACGUGCAUCUGACAGAUGAUUACCCCAUUCUAGGACAGAAAUACGCCUACCCGACCACAAUAACCAUCACCCCCGUCCCUAACCCUGUGAUGAAACUAGCCAUGUGUUUGGUGGAGAAUAGACACAUCUCAGCAGAGAAGAUGUCCCAGCUAAUGGGUUGUGAAUUAGCCGGGUCAGCAAAUCAGAAGGGUGCAUCUUGCACACCCUCUGAAAAUGGAUACAGGCUCAACUCCGGAUAUCGUCACCAGUUUGUCUUUGUGGUGGUGCUGACAAUUAUCUAUAACAUGUUUUGAGAGCGGGAUAGUCGGAAACAUACUUGUAUUUAGUAGAUAAAAUUUUUCUUUAGAGUAGACUGAGAAGUGAUAUGAUUUUAUAUCUAAGUCGGAAAGGAAAAAUGUCCGAAAUAGUUGUGCUGAUUGCUUAUAUAAUAAUCCUUUAUUUUAUAUUGUUUAUCUUAUCUUAUAUCAUUUAUCUUGGAUUGCAAAUAAAACAUGUUUUUUAAUCAAAUUGUUUGUCUUUACCGUCUGAGGAAUGCAAAUUAUAAAACAAAGGGUUCCUGAUGAUACACAGAGAAACUGAGGAACAUCAAGUUCCAUACAUUUUGUUUUCAGUAUUAUUUUCUGAUUUCUUUUUGCUCCGGAAAUGCUCCACCGUAUGAUGUGUCACGUGUCUGGUGCUCUGGACGAUACUUAUAUCUAAUAUGUAACUUAAAUACUUUAAAAACUACUAUAUACAGAAUAAAACCCCGAUUUACCGUGCCCCGAUUUACCGCAGACCCCGAUUUACCGCGGUUGUUUCCUUUCCCCCAAACUCAGCGGUAAAUCAGGGUUUUACUGUAUUAGGAUUGUCCGCCGUGGUUCAAGUGAUCGGCGGCGGCGUUGACUAAAAUAACAAAGGGGACUUAUCGAAACGAGAUGUUUUCCAUGAAGUGGUUCAGUCACCGGAACCAAGAUGUAAUCACAGAAAAGGAAAUAAGAAUUCACGUAGAUAUUUUCAAUCAAUUCCGCUCAAAUAGCUCUAUAUUAUAUUAGGACGCAAUGAAACUACCGGACCACGAUGUAUGGGGACUUGCCACCCCAUGGCAACAUUAAAAUAUAUCGACUCUGUUACAUCGUUUCCUGUUAAUAUAAAACUCCGUUAC